Molecule: messenger RNA, 2426 nt
Organism: Haliotis rufescens (red abalone)
Lineage: Eukaryota; Metazoa; Mollusca; Gastropoda; Lepetellida; Haliotidae
Product: coiled-coil domain-containing protein 174-like
Exons: 11
Coding region: 119-2371 (750 amino acids)
Cellular component (GO): nucleus
Source: RefSeq, a predicted model, not a curated record
UUCCUUUUUAAAGUUGCUAUCAUUUUGCGACUUUAUGAGUACACAAUGUUGACGUGAUUUGAUUAAAAUCUUAACCUGUGUGACAGUGGUACAGAUGACACAUGUUGAGUAACAACGCAUGCCUGACGAAAUGGAAAAAGCGCCCAAGCCAAACAUGAAUUCUUCCGCUCUGAUAGAUUUGAAAGCUGAGCUGUACCGGAAGCAGGAAGAGUUCAAACAGUUGAAGAAUACAACAGGAACGCGAAUCAAAGGAAGAACACAGGAAAAGACAACACCUGACCUGUUCAGUCGGAAGAACAAGGGCGUGUUGGAGCGGGCACAGCGGGACCUGGAGGAGAAGGUGGAGGAGGAGGAUGUGCUCGUCAGGUCAAGAAGAGCUUUAGAAGCCAAGGCCAAGUUGUAUGACAAGAUCUCUUCCAGUUCUGAAAUUCCUGAGGAAGAUGGCAGUGGAGUGUUCCUUGUUGAUUUCCAGAAGAAAGUUAUUGACAAUAUUGUGGAGGCCAGAGACAGAGAGUAUAGCAAGGGGAGACAACUCCCUGCAGACAACCAGGAUGAGGAAGAGAUGCUUUCCGACACUGUUCCUCCACCAUCCGAUCCUCAGGAGGAGUGGGUGGAUUACACAGACUCUUUGGGCAGAUCUCGGCGCUGUAUGAAGAAAGACUUGCCACAGUUGAUCCAACAGGACAAGGACAUGGCUAAAGUCAGAGGGGAGGACUCAAGUCGACCUCCUCCCCCUGAGGAUGAGGACACACCGUCCUUGAUGUCCAGCGACAUGCAUCGUGAGCUGCUGAGACAGAAGUGGGAGAAGGAAGAGCAGGAGGCCCUCCAGCAGUCAAACAUACACUACGCUAAUGUCCAGUUUGAUGAGAUCCGAACUCAUGGAGUUGGAUUCUACCAGUUUGACAAGGACACUGACAAACGUCAGGAACAGAUGGACACACUGAACAAGCUGAGGGAUCAGACGGUAGAUGAGCGAGGUCGUCGAGAGAGGCUCAAGGAGAAGCGGAAGGCCAUGUUGGAUGCUCGACUUGCCAAAGUCAAACAGAGACGCAGGCUGAAGGAGGGGGCGCCACUAGCGGAAGAGCCAGCCACUGAGGAAGAGAUUGGUCCCAGGCUGGAGGAGAUGCUCUCCGGACAGAGAUGUAAACCAGAGAGGACGGAGGUGAAACAGGAGAACCCUGAGGUUGAGCCUCUCAAACGAGACGACAGCUGGAAGAAGGACGCACCCGAGAGAGAGUGGGACAAGGGCAAGGAAAAAACCCUGGCAUUCAAGGAAGAGAGAUACUUCUCACAGCGUCGGGAUGAACGGCUGAACGAGUUCGCGCCACCUUCUGCGUACUUUGACUCUCCUCCAGUCAGACAACCACCAAAGACUAAAUCUGCCUUCGGGAAACCCUACAAUAUAUCCAACACAGACUUAAAACCCAAAACUGUUGUGUUAACCAGAGAAAGUAUUCAAGCUAAACAUCAACCUCAACCAGAGAUUGUUGAUGUAAGUGCAAUACCUCUACCAACUAACAUCAGAAAAAGUGAUUGUACAUCGGAGGAUAACAAACAAGAUGCUAUGAAGACCAGCAUGAUUUCUAAGGCCCCAGGUGCACCUCCUGGCCUUGCCCCACACGUAGACUUCUCUGUACCUCCCCCGGGGUUCCAGCCACCUCCCCAGUGGGGCCCCUAUCCUUCAGUUCCCCCAAGCUCGUCAAUGUAUCCUGGUCAUGAUGGUUUCCUGUCCGGGUCAGUCAUGGCAGGGGUAGGUCAUCAGUUACCAGACACCUCAGUUCCACCCCCGAACACCUUUAUCCAACCACCUAACUCCUACGUCCCACCCCUAAACAGCUCAGUCCAACCACUGAACACCUCGGUCCCUCCUCCGAAUACCUGGGUCUCGCCACCUGGUGUCUCAUUAGGACCUCCAGAGUCGACACCAGCAGAUGCGACAGAGGAGCAAGCAGACGCUUCAACUCCGUCUUCAUACCCUAUACCUCACACCCACAGUUCAGGAACUUCUGGAGCAGAUGUGAUGGAAAAACCUAUUUUCGUACCCCGGACAGCGGUUCUGGAUACCCGUCUAGUCCAGAAUGAGGACAGUGAGGCCCCAACCGUGUGCGGUGGUGUUCCUGAUGUCCUGGCCCAGCCCUACCAGCCCGGCAGCUUCAUGGCCGCCCUACAAGCCCAGCAUCAGGCCACGGAGGACCUAGCUACAGCAUCACGCGAGAAGGCACACUUCCGAGGUGGACCUGUCAUAUAUAAACAUGAACCAGUUGUGACGGUCACUGAGAAGGCUGUGGUAGAAUCAGAGUCUGUGUCAUGUGAACAGUCGACUGAAGAUGUAGUCGCAGCCUUCUUGAAACAGAUUAAGGACAAAGUGUGACCAUGUGAUAGUUAACUGUAACUUAUUGUCAAAAGAAUAAAAUUUAUGAAAUACC